Molecule: messenger RNA, 1414 nt
Organism: Lactuca virosa
Lineage: Eukaryota; Viridiplantae; Streptophyta; Magnoliopsida; Asterales; Asteraceae
Source: the annotation of a GenBank genome assembly
UUUUUAUAAAUUGCAAAAGAACUAAAACAAAAUUGCACAUUGCAAUCCGGCCAUAAGAAUCCAUUAGCUAUGAAUAUGCUUGCCACUGCCUUUAUGAACUCUUCUCCAUUCCAUGGCAUGCCAUCAGGCAAGCUCGGAUCACACACAGGGAACUUACUUGCGCACACCAUGAUUAACACGAAACAUGUUUCUAAUUGGGGUUUGCAAUAUAAAGCUCCUACAAAGGUAGAUGCUAAAAAACUUGGUGCUUUGGAUUCAAACAUUCUCGACCAGGAGAAAGAGGGUCCAAACAUGGUUUCAGAUCUUGGUUUAAGAAAAAUGAUUCAAGAUGGCUUUAUAUUCCAAGAAAAAGUUUGUAUUAGAUAUUAUGAAGUAGGGCCAGAUCAAACUGCUUCCGUAGAAACAGUAAUGAAUCAUUUGCUGGAAACAAGCGUUAAUCAUAUGAAGACAAUUGGACUGAUGCAUGAUGGCUUUGGGUCAGAAGAGAUGUCCAAGAACAACCUAACUUGGGUGGUGGCAAAGACACACAUGGUAGUGGACCGUUAUCCAACUUGGGGCGACAUUGUUCAAAUUGAUACUUGGAAAUCUGCACAUGGGAAAAAUGGUGUGUGUUGUAAUUUGACGUUUUGUGAUUGCAAAACAGGCGAGAUAUUAGUAAGAGCUUCAAGUAUUUGGGUGAUGUUAAAUAAAAAUACACGAAAGUUAUCCAAAUUCCCAAAUAUGGUUCGAGCUAAAUUAGAGCAAUGCUUUGUGGAUACACUGCCUACGGUCAAAGAAGACACUAGAACAUGGUCAGAAGAAGCGGAGAACAUUUAUGAACAUAUUUGCAAAGGUUUAAUGCCAAGAUGGAGCGAUUUGGAUAUUAACCAACAUGUGAACCAUGUGAAAUAUAUUGGGCUGGUUAUUGAGAGUGUUCCAAAGCCUAUUGUGGAGAACUAUGAGAUACAUAGCCUGACUCUAGAAUAUUUUCGAGAGUGUACCAAGGACAAUGUACUACAAUCCCUCACUUCCAUAUUGGGGAACGACAAGGGCAUAAUAGCUAAUGUUCACUUUGUUGAUUGCCACCAUUUGCUUCAAAUUGGUGGUGGCGGUGGUAAUAUCAUGAAAGGAAGGACUAGAUGGAGACUGAAACACAGCAAGAGUCAAGGCUCUGGAGCAUCAGUUCGUUCUCUAGCUAACGGAAGUGUCUAACACCUAAUACAAUGAGAGCUUAUUUGUGGAAUCAACUCUCCUCGAUAUAUCCACCUAAUUAAACGUGUUUAGGUUCUUGAUCCAAAUGAUUGUAACUUUGAAUUGAAACUCAUGACAUGGUUCUGCUUAUUUUUUAUAAACCUUUUUGUUAUUAUAAUUUAUAAACAUAAAGGCAUCUUUGUGCUUACAUAUACAUGAAUAAAUAUUAUGGGGUUCAGAAUUA